This is a messenger RNA of Trichosurus vulpecula (common brushtail), 6008 nucleotides long. RefSeq names its product zinc finger protein 398 (gene ZNF398). The transcript has 6 exons. Bases 360 to 2279 code for a protein of 639 amino acids. NCBI's taxonomy places the organism in Eukaryota, Metazoa, Chordata, Mammalia, Diprotodontia, Phalangeridae. Gene Ontology annotation, molecular function: DNA-binding transcription repressor activity, RNA polymerase II-specific. The record is from RefSeq and is a predicted model, not a curated record. Gene Ontology annotation, biological process: negative regulation of transcription by RNA polymerase II.
AGUUCCCAGAGUGCACUCGGGGUCCACAAAGCAACAGCUGGGCAGCUGCGGAGGAACCGGGCCCUCGGGAGCCGGAGCUUGGCUAGAUUUGGGGCCGGGCCGCAGUGGCUGCGGAGGCGAAGGCAGCGUCGGACCGGCCCUCCGGGGUUCAGAGCGGCCCUCAGGUCCCUGGCCCCGCGCCCUCCCUCGGCCGACUGCCCUAACGCAGGUCCCGGAGCCCGGGCCGAGCCUGCCGCAGGGAGCACCCGCGGGUGCCGGGAGCGGAGCGAGAGGAGGAAGGAGGAGGAGAGGAAGAGCCGGACGCCCCCGAGCCCUCCGCGCCGCAGCCUCCCCGGGGCCUGGGAGCGAGACCGAGGGCCAUGGCCGAGGCGGCGCCUGCUCCGAUUCCAGAAUGGGAAUCAGAGUGUACCACUUCACUGCAGUCCCUCCCACUGCCGAGUGAGGCCCACCUGCAGACAGCAGCCAUCUCCCUAUGGACGGUUGUGGCAGCAGUUCAGGCUGUAGAGAGAAAGGUGGAGGUGCACAGCCGGAGGCUUCUGCAUCUGGAAGGGAGGACAGGAGCAGCCGAGAAUAAGCUGAACAACUGUGAAAAAACAGUGGCAGACCUUGGGAACCAGCUGGAGGGGAAAUGGGCUGUGUUGGGGACCCUGCUCCAAGAAUAUGGGCUGCUGCAGCGGAGGCUAGAAAACAUGGAGAACCUGCUGAGAAAUAGGAAUUUCUGGAUCCUCCGGCUUCCCCCAGGUAUUAAAGGAGAUAUCCCAAAGGUGCCAGUGACGUUUGAUGAUGUCUCCAUCUACUUUUCUACGCCAGAAUGGGAGAAGUUAGAAGAAUGGCAGAAGGAACUUUACAAGAACAUAAUGAAGGGCAACUAUGAGUCUCUCAUCUCAAUGGAUUAUGCCAUGACACAACCUGAAGUUUUGUCUCAAACUCAACCAGAGUCAGAACAGAAUACAGAGAAUCAGGCGAGACCAGAUGAGAGUGAGAUGACUGCAGAGCCCAGCGAUGAGCCAGGCAUUUCCACAUCAGACAUUCUCUCUUGGAUUAAACAAGAAGAUGACCCCCAGGUGGAUGGUCCACAGGACCCUGAAGAAAGUGACAUUUACAAAGGCACCUAUGCUGAUGAUGAGCUUGCCAUCAAAGCUGAAGGGCUUGCUGGAGGCCCUUUGUGUUCAGAUACCCAGGUUACCUCUGUCAAUUCGCCGGCAGUGGCAAAAGAUGCUUUCCAGGAUGCAGCUUUCAAGAGCCAGCAUCCUCCACCUGUACUACCCUCUGGACCUCCACUUAAUAACCCCAUUGACCCUCUUGGGGGACAGGCUAGUUUCACCCAGCUGGGCAACCUUCCUCUUCCCCCCCAAUCAGGGGAGCAACAGCAACUCUUUCCUUGUCGUCGUUGUGGCAAGAAUUUUAACCAGAAGGAAAUGUUGAUGGACCACCAGAGCAGUCAUGCUGGUGAGCGUCCCUUUGCGUGUGCCCAGUGUCCUAAGCGCUUUGCACAGCAGGCCAACCUCAGCAAUCACGCUCGUGUGCACACAACUGAGCGGGCCCAUACCUGCCCACAUUGCUCCAAGAGCUUUGUACACCCUUCUCGGCUUACCUACCACUUGCGGGUCCACAGUGGUGAACGGCCCUUUCCAUGUCCAGAAUGCCCCAAGCGUUUCGCUGACCAAUCUCGGCUCACCAGCCACCGACGUGGCCACUCUGGGGAGCGGCCGUUUCGCUGUGCUCAGUGUGGUCGGAGCUUCAGUCUGAAGAUUAGUCUUCUGCUCCACCAGCGGGGCCAUGCUCAGGAACGCCCCUUCUCCUGCCCUCAGUGUGGCAUCGACUUCAAUGGCCACUCGGCACUGAUCCGUCACCAAAUGAUCCACACGGGUGAGCGGCCCUACCAGUGUGGCGAUUGUGGCAAGAGCUUCAUGCGUAAGGAGCAUCUGCUGAAUCACCAACGACUGCACACAGGCGAGCGUCCCUUCCACUGUGCCCACUGUGGCAAGAGCUUCAUUCGUAAGCACCACCUAAUGAAGCACCAGCGCAUCCACACAGGUGAGAGGCCCUACCCCUGUCCCUGCUGUGGCAAGAGCUUCCGCUACAAACAGACACUCAAGGACCAUUUGCGAGCAGGCCAGGAUGGAAGUUGCAGUGGUGAUGGAGACGUACCAGGGCAGCCGCCAGACCCCCCUGGCCUCCUCCUACCAGGGCUUGAGCCCACGGGCUUAGGGAUUGGAGCUGAUGGCCUAGAAACCAACCAUUGGUAUGGAGAGGGGGGUGGAGGGGGUGUUUUGUAAGUCCUUCAUCUCUUGUUUCUCCGGUAAGUGGAGAAUCCCAAAGACAGGGAGCCCAAGAUCAUUUUAAACUGGCUCUUCAGUGCAUUUUGGCAUCAUACAUCUAACUAGUGACAUACCUGGUUGUUUGGAACUUCAUAGUAUUGCAAAUAAUGAAGACACAUUGUGAAAUUUGGAGGAGCUUGAAAAGAAUCCACCCACCCUGUCCUUAUGAAGAAAUUACAUGAGCCGAAGAGGUGAAAUUGUUGCAAAGAGGCUGAAGUUGGUAGAUCACUGGCAGAUAAUCCAAGUUAUUUGUAGGUUGAAGUCUAGGGGAGGAGCAAGUAGCAUGGGAAAACCUCUAAAACUUGAUACUUUCCCUGUGCUAUGAGGUUGAUGGGACAUUGAGGCUUCUCCCUAGCUCGUGGGUGAGUGAGGUGGCCGUUAGAGGGGAGAGCUGGGCACGGAGCUGCCAAAAUGGGGGCUGGUGCUCUCUCCUGGUUCCAGCAUAGACCCACUUACUCGUCCUCCUGCUUACUUUCCCUGAAAUAGACCCAGCAUGAUGGAGAUUCCUUUUCUUCAUCCGUGUCAACUCAAGACUUGGCCUGCUAUAAGAUUUCUUGGAUUUAAUCAAUAUGAUUUUCUUUAACUAUUGAAUCAGCCCAGGGUGAGAGAUCUGAAUUUUGUAGGUUGGGAAUCUCCUUAAGGAGAAUUGGUUGGUUUUGAACUUUUCACUGGCUUGGUUUACAGUCUUCCCUCCAUAGUAUUCAGGAUUUUACUGAAAUUUAAAUUCCUGGAUAUUAGCAUUCUCAGCCUACACAUAGUCCCUGACCCCAAAAUCUGAAAAACAGAAUUUAUUGGAGUAAAUGACAGGCCAUGUCUCUAAGGGCAACACCUCAGAUUUGUGACUAGGCCAUCAACUUUAAAUGUGAGUACAUCUAAUGUAUACAUUUUUCUCUGUCUUUACAGAAAUAAUAAGCUGGCUUUUCUCUUUCUGAUAUUUUGGACAUUUGUGACUAUAGAUAGCAGAAAAGAUUAGAACUCACAGCUUUCAACUAGCUGAAGACUCUCACUGUUUGUUUCACAUGCAAUGAAACUAAGCCAUUUUGGUAAUGUGGCUGGCUCAAACCGUUAGAGGAAGUGUAUGUUCACCUCCAUUUGACCCUACCCUGGGAAAAUGGUAAGAUCAAAAAGCUUCCUCCCUAGCUGGUAGCUAGCCCUUCCUUGUACAUAAACAGCCUAUCUGUCCCAUCCAUAUCAUGCUCUCAGGGCUACUGGCUAUUGUGUGCACAAGUUCAUUAGUUGUUGUGUAUGGGUCCCCCAGUCAUCUGGAGCAACUGAGUCACCUGCUUCUACUCCUUACUGAGUUUGGGCUAGUAACUUCCUUCUCUGGACCCUAAUUUACCUUUCUGUAAAAUAAGAAUAGUCCCUGUCCAGUUCACCUCAGACAGCUGGUAUGAGGAACAAGUAAGAGCUCUACAGAAAUGUGGAAGAAUGUGAUUGUCGGGCAGCAUACUCUCCUUCUUGCCAAAAAACCCAUUUAACUAUUUUUCAGCCUCUUACGUAGAUAGACUUGAGUAGGACAGCAGAGUCAAGGUGGAGAGACUUCUGCCUGAUGCUUGACCCACAUCUUAUUAGAGUUGUAUGUACUUUCUUAAAAUUUGAGAACCUGUGGAAGAUAUGGGUAGUAUUCCUAUACAGAAGCUGCAGCCAUGCACAUUGGCGAGACAGGCUGGUAGCAUUAGCCAGGAGGAAGGCAACAGCCUCUCUCACCAAGUAGUCUUUGCUCACAGAGAAUACCUUGGUCCAUGGCGUUCAAUGAUAAGAUCUUUACUUGGUGGUUUGAGUGAGAAGGACAUGUCUUUCCCUCACAUUCUAACCUUAACUCUUACCCAGAUGGCACAACUGUCUGUGGCCUGGCUGAGGAAGGGUAUUUUCCUUGACCAGCUGUGAUAUUGAGCAUUUUGAACAGGAAGGCAAUGUAAUAUGUAAUAGGAAGAGCAUUGGACAAGAGCUUAGGACAUCAGGAUUCUGCCAUUAAGUAGCUUUGUGACUUUGGGCAAAUUGCCUCUGUCUCAGUUUCCUUAUCUGUGAAAUUGUUAGAUGACCUUCCAGAUCUAUGAUAUUGUGAUUCUGUGAGGCACAGUGAAAAAGAAUGUACAGAUUUCUUAGGAAGAAGCCACAAUAGGACAGCAAGGUGUCAGGCUGUCUUAGCACUGACACAAAUUGGGAGUUUAACAUGGACUCAUGAUCAUCUCAUCUACUCUCCCACUCCCUGACUAGUAAUUUUUUGAAAAAUUGUGUUUUUUGAAGAUCAGAAGGUGGAUAAUCAAAAUGCUAGGCAAACAAAAGGACUAACCUAAUAAGUAGAAAAGUAUCUAGGGGCAAUUUCUACAUUGAUCAUUCUCUCACAAGGACCAAGCUGUUAGACUGGAGUUUGAAAAGGGGCUUUAAGAUACAAAGGUCAUUAGCCCUCAUAGGCAAAAAAGAUGAUCCCUGACCACAGGCCCUAGAUCUAGCCAACCAUGUUUCACCUGGAUUCUCUCAGUAGUCUUCAUUUGUGGCAGAGAAGUUUAACAAAUAUACUAGCCUGUCCCCCCUGUUCACCCUCCUGCCCUCCCUUUCAGUUAAAACCCAUGCCUCUACACACGGAUGUCAUCUCUCUCCUUGACCACUUUCAACCAUUGUAAUUGUCAGUUGCCAGGUUGGUGGCUUAUAUCACUAAUUGAUCCAGUUGGUUUAUUAAGGAGAUCAGAAUAAACAGACUCACUCUUUGCUGGGUAUUUUCAUUGUCUCUUGUGGGAUGGCAGUUAAUCUACAUGCAAAUUGGUGAACAUCGGUAAAUGACCAGCCUGUAAAUUAGUUUGUUACAUAGCAAGAAAAAUGGUCAUUAUCCUUCACUAUUGACUCAAUAUUGGGGGUACCUUAUUGUGGGCCCUGGGGUAACAGCAGGAACCUCCAUGACUCAUCAUCAAAGAUUUUGUUCUUAAUAAAAGGAAUCCUUAGAACCUCAGUGAUUAGGAGAUCUAGGCUUUCACUCCCACUCACUUCAUAUAGUGUAAAGAUAACUCAUGGGUUUGUGCUCAGACCCCCUCUGAAAGAGGAGACUGUCUGAAUCAGUAAAGUCACCCCAGAAGACUCUCUGCAGUAUUUGAGGAUGACCUUAAGGGAAUGGAUAAGAGAGUGAAUCCUUCAGAGACCAGUGGGAGAUAUUUCCUGGUCUCAGCUGGGUUUUGGUGGGGUGGAGGGUUGCCUGUAAAGCUUAAUCUUCACUCUUCUUCAGCUCCAUCCCAGGCAGGAACACAUUUCUAGAUUAGAGCAGCCUGUUUGGCUCAUAGGUGUCUUGUGCAAGGAGCAUUUUUUGUCUUAGCCGUUUUUGUGACCUGAACAUGAGAUUUAUGUUUCAUAAGCAAGGGUAAAAAGUGUUCUCAGAGCAAUGUCUACCCCUUCAGACUGUCCCUUCACAAAUGCUACUCUGUACUCUAGUUUUUCUUUCAGUGGACAGAAAUAAACAAAAAUAUACUUCAUGUCACAGUGUAUGUCAGCUGCAAUGGUUUUAAAAGGAAUCUCCCAAACAACUAGAUAGAUUCAUGAAUACAAAAAGAGAAACCAACUUCCCACCAGAGAAUGCAAGCAUGAAGUGGGGGAAACAUCUGUGCCCAGCCAAAAGCAGAGGGGCAUACCAAAAAUGGGACCAGGGUGCUCUGAGUGUUGAGUAAGCAGUUCAAAUAAAGUCAUAGGAGUUUUGAUAAA